AUGUCAGCGCCGCUUCAGAUAGUCAAUGAAAAGCAGUUGAAUACACGUUCGAAUGCCAACGUUCAUACCCCCGUGAAACAGCAUCAUGCAAAGCGUGCCGAUCUGGAGAGAGGUCAUCAUGACAAUAACCGCCAGCCGCCGCAGAAGAAGAAGAAGGAAAAGCUUUCUGCGCUCUGCAAAACGCCACCGUCUUUGAUCAAGACGAAAGGGCGCGACUAUCACAGAGGGAUGUUUCUAGGGGAAGGCGGGUUUGCGCGCUGCUUCCAGAUGAAGGACGACAGCGGAAAGGUCUUUGCGGCGAAGACGGUGGCCAAGAUCUCGAUCAAAUCGGAGAAGACCAGGAAGAAAUUGCUUUCAGAGAUCCAGAUCCACAAGUCGAUGAAGCAUCCAAACAUUGUGCAGUUUACAGACUGCUUUGAAGACGAUACUAAUGUAUACAUACUUUUGGAGAUCUGCCCGAAUGGGUCCUUGAUGGACCUCCUAAAACAGCGUAAGCAACUUACAGAACCGGAAGUCAGGUUCUUCACCACCCAGAUAGUGGGCGCCAUCAAAUACAUGCACAGCAGGCGCAUUAUUCACAGGGACCUAAAGUUGGGCAACAUAUUCUUCGACAAGCAUUUUAAUUUGAAAAUAGGCGAUUUCGGCUUGGCAGCAGUACUUGCCAACGACCGGGAGCGCAAGUACACUAUUUGCGGUACGCCCAACUACAUUGCCCCGGAAGUCCUCACGGGCAAGCACACGGGGCACUCUUUCGAGGUGGACAUAUGGUCUAUUGGUGUUAUGAUCUACGCGUUAUUGAUAGGCAAGCCACCCUUUCAGGCCAAAGAAGUCAACACAAUAUAUGAACGGAUAAAAGUUUGUGACUUCAGUUUCCCCAAGGACAAGCCGAUCUCUUCUGAAGCUAAAGUUUUGAUUAAGGACAUCUUAUCGUUAGAUCCCUUGGAAAGGCCGUCGUUGGCAGAGAUAAUGGAAUAUGUGUGGUUCAGGAAUGUGUUCCCAGCAAGGAUAAAUGGUGAUAUAUUGAACUUUGUACCUGAAUUUCAUGAUUUGGACCUACAGGAAUCACUAAUCAACUUCAAAAACUGUAUGGCGAAGUGCGGUCUAAUGAACCCGUCAGCGGCAGCGGCAGCGGUUGCUGCCAAAGAAUACGACCAGCGCCUGCCUUCAUACAGCAAAAAUAGUAAUAAUAAUAACAACCAGAUUAAUCAAAAUAAUGAACAGUUGAGCGAGGCAAAGAAGUCUGUCUUGCCGCAAUCCCUAUCGCCAGGUGGUACUAGAUACAAGUACAAGGAAAUUGUUGAUGUGGAAACACAACGAAAACUGAAUGAUCUGGCGCGUGAAGCACGUAUUAGAAGAGCACAGCAGUCGAUGCUCAAACAGUCGCUAGUGGCUAGCUCCACAAAUUUCAUCAAAUCUGAGAUUUCGCUGCGAAUAUUAGCCAGCGAGUGUCAUAUGACUCUAAACGGCUUACUGGAGGCUGAAGCACAGAAGCGGAUGGGUGGCUUGCCCAGGUCAAGGCUCCCUGAGAUUCAGCACCCUAUAGUCGUGACAAAAUGGGUCGAUUACUCUAACAAGCAUGGAUUCGCUUACCAAUUAUCUACAGAUGAUAUUGGUGUCCUUUUCAACAAUGGCACCACUGUUCUAAACUUGGCUGACGCCGAAGAGUUUUGGUACAUUAGCUACGACGACAGGGAGGGAUGGGUGGCGAAUCACUACAGUCUCGCAGAAAAGCCCAAAGAGUUGAACAGACAUUUGGAGGUUGUAGAUUUCUUCUCCAAUUAUAUGAACUCUAACUUGAGCAGAAUCUCCACUUUUGUGCGUGAAUCGUACCACAAGGACGAUGUAUUUCUACGAAGAUUCACGCGCUACAAACAGUUCGUCAUGUUCGAGUUGAGCGACGGAACGUUCCAAUUCAACUUCAAAGACCAUCAUAAGUUCGCCAUCUCGCAGAGCGGCAAACUUACCACUUACAUCUCCCCCGAUCGCCAGAGCUUCACGUUCCCUACCGUCGAGAUUCUCAAGGCUGAGAAGAUCCCUGGGCACCCGGAACUCGGGUUCAUGGAGAAGUUCGCCAUGAUAAAGGAAGGCCUCAAGCAAAAGUCGGCCAUUGUCUCAGUAGCACAGCAGUAG
Messenger RNA from Eremothecium gossypii ATCC 10895, 2130 nucleotides. RefSeq names its product polo kinase CDC5 (gene CDC5). The record is from RefSeq and is marked provisional. Lineage: Eukaryota; Fungi; Ascomycota; Saccharomycetes; Saccharomycetales; Saccharomycetaceae. The transcript has a single exon. Gene Ontology annotation, cellular component: nucleus; spindle pole; cytoplasm. Gene Ontology annotation, molecular function: ATP binding; protein kinase activity; protein binding. Gene Ontology annotation, biological process: mitotic cell cycle; regulation of protein localization to mitotic spindle pole body; protein phosphorylation. Bases 1 to 2130 code for a protein of 709 amino acids.